This is a messenger RNA of Microstroma glucosiphilum, 1143 nucleotides long. RefSeq names its product Frataxin. Lineage: Eukaryota; Fungi; Basidiomycota; Exobasidiomycetes; Microstromatales; Microstromataceae. Gene Ontology annotation, molecular function: ferroxidase activity; ferric iron binding; 2 iron, 2 sulfur cluster binding. The transcript has 2 exons. Gene Ontology annotation, cellular component: mitochondrion. The coding region runs from base 422 to 1081 and encodes 219 amino acids. Gene Ontology annotation, biological process: intracellular iron ion homeostasis; iron incorporation into metallo-sulfur cluster. The record is from RefSeq and is a predicted model, not a curated record.
CGCCGGAAGUAACACCGCACCGGCUUGAGCACGCGCCUCUUCUUGCCUGAGACUCGGCACGACAAGGGGGGGGGGAGGGGGUCAAGUCGCCGUAACUGGGGACACACAGGGAAGGGUAGCAGCUUAUUUUGGAUCGUUUGAUGGGAAGCAAGGGACAAUAGGGAGGUUUGUUUGUCACGCAGCAGGGGGCAAGGGUGGCUGCUGGUGGCUGGAGGCUGGUGGCUGGAGGCUGGUGGCUGGAGGCUGGUGGCUGGAGGAGCGGGUCGGGUCGGGGCAGCGCUGACUGUCGGCUCCGGAGGGAGUGGGACGAGCGGAGCGGAACGGGGCGCUCUUUCCGUCUGUGACACUUCGCAAGAAGGAAGCACGCGAUUGCACGUAUCCAAUCUCCCCCAGUACCACGUCACCUCGACUCUUCUCGCUCAUGGAAAUGGUUCCCAGCAUGGCCUCUUCGGUACGGACACGAGCAUCGAUCUCGGCAGUAGCAUCGACUUCAGCAAGCACUCUAUCUACUCGCACGUCCAGGCGCGUCCUGCGGUCGCCUACUGCUGCUGUUACGCUGCCGCAAGGUAGCAAAGCAUUCAGCUCCUUCCCCAGCUUAGCUUCAUCAGCCAUUAGACUGCCUACCAUUUCCUCCACUCAACGUCUUAUCCGCCCCUUCUCCUCCACUCCUUCUCACCAAAACACCCCCUCUACCGAGCUCUCCCCACAAACCUACCACUCCCUCUCCGAAUCCACUCUCGAAUCCCUCUUUCUCCAACUCGAAGACCUCGUAGAGAAUUCUUCUGCUCCAGGAGCAGCAGAGGGAGAGUGGGAGGUAGAAUAUUCGCAGGGUGUGCUGACUUUGAAGGUUCCACCUAGAGGAACGUAUGUGCUUAAUAAACAACCGGCGAAUAAACAGAUUUGGCUUAGUAGCCCUACUAGCGGACCGAAGCGCUUCGACUACUCAACCGAGGAAGGCGUAUGGGUCUGCUUCAAGGAAGGACAGCGAACCGUCUUCCACGAGCUGCUAGAUCAGGAGCUCAGCGAAGUCAUGGGACAGCAGGUGCAUGUGCUCAGGGAUGUACUUGAGGGAACGGACUAAUUGAGUUUGGACAUCGCAGCACGAGAAGCUGGGAAAUACAAUGGUGGUGAUCAGGCAUCAAU